AUGGCAACCAAGAUCCCACCUCUGUUAGAGCCAUAUCUCGGUCUCCCGCCAGAGGCGUCCCUCAUCGUACUUUCGGGGGUCCUGGGUGCCAGUACAAACUGGCUCGUUCAGCGCUACUUGUGUUCUCUCCUAGGCAACUCAACUGGCAGAGUGCCGGCCAUUGACGGCAACAAUGGUGAGAAUGGGGACACUUGUGUCGUGCUCGUCAGUUUCAUGAGAGAUUAUGCUUUCUGGAAGGAGGGCGCUGGCAGGCUGGGCCUCGACCUGGACGCCCUCUCCAAAAGGAGCAUGUUCAAAUUUGUGGAUGGCUUGAGUGGGCUAUUCUCUGGUGCCUCUGGUGCCAUUACCACAAAAGCGCCGGUUGCAGGUCCACCUGGGCAACAUGUCUUGCGCAAAGCGACACUCGAGGAAUUGCAACAAGUGGUACAGUCUGCUCAGCAGACUUGUGCAAGUUCAAAUAUUGUCCUGGUGCUUGACAAUCCGGAUCUUCUUAUUGCGGCGGCUGGAAAUACCAUAUCAGGAGAGGGUUUACGGCAGACCCUUCUUCACUUGAGAGAGAGCGUCUCCUCGACAGUCAUAACACUGUCUGCAGAUGAACCCUUGAUCUCUGCGCAAACCACAUCACUUGAGAAGAAUCAUGCCUCUUUCGCUUUAUCGAUGGCUCAUGAGGCAGAGAUGCUGGUCACAUUGAGGCUGCUGGACACAGGAACAGCAAAGGACGUGAGUGGAGUACUGAGAGUAACUCCCGGAGGCGAUGCCACUGGGUUUGUAUCGGAGCAAAGAGAACUCUUGUAUUUCGUCGGUUCUGAUGGUGGCGUGCGAGUCUUCGAGAGGGGGCAAUAA
This is a messenger RNA of Pestalotiopsis fici W106-1, 843 nucleotides long. RefSeq lists its product as uncharacterized. The transcript is spliced from 2 exons. The coding region runs from base 1 to 843 and encodes 280 amino acids. The record is from RefSeq and is a predicted model, not a curated record. Gene Ontology annotation, biological process: tRNA wobble uridine modification. Lineage: Eukaryota; Fungi; Ascomycota; Sordariomycetes; Amphisphaeriales; Sporocadaceae. Gene Ontology annotation, cellular component: elongator holoenzyme complex.